AGCGCGAGGAGAAAGAUGGCGGCGAUGGCGGUCGGGGGUGCUGGUGGGAGCCGCGUGUCCAGCGGGAGGGACCUGAAUUGCGUCCCCGAAAUAGCUGACACACUAGGGGCUGUGGCCAAGCAGGGGUGAGGGCCGGACCUCCACGAGCGGAAUGCGGGGUCCGAACUCGGGGACGGAGAAGGGCAGACUAGUCAUCCCGGAGAAGCAGGGGUUUGAUUUCCUCUGCAUGCCUGUCUUCCAUCCGCGUUUCAAGAGGGAGUUCAUUCAGGAACCUGCUAAGAAUCGGCCCGGUCCCCAGACACGAUCAGACCUACUGCUGUCAGGAAGGGACUGGAAUACGCUAAUUGUGGGAAAGCUUUCUCCAUGGAUUCGUCCAGACUCAAAAGUGGAGAAGAUUCGCAGGAACUCCGAGGCGGCCAUGUUACAGGAGCUGAAUUUUGGUGCAUAUUUGGGUCUUCCAGCUUUCCUGCUGCCCCUUAAUCAGGAAGAUAACACCAACCUGGCCAGAGUUUUGACCAACCACAUCCACACUGGCCAUCACUCUUCCAUGUUCUGGAUGCGGGUACCCUUGGUGGCACCAGAGGACCUGAGAGAUGAUAUAAUUGAGAAUGCACCAACUACACACACAGAGGAGUACAGUGGGGAGGAGAAAACGUGGAUGUGGUGGCACAACUUCCGGACUUUGUGUGACUAUAGUAAGAGGAUUGCAGUGGCUCUUGAAAUUGGGGCUGACCUCCCAUCUAAUCAUGUCAUUGAUCGCUGGCUUGGGGAGCCCAUCAAAGCAGCCAUUCUCCCCACUAGCAUUUUCCUGACCAAUAAGAAGGGAUUUCCUGUUCUUUCUAAGAUGCACCAGAGGCUCAUCUUCCGGCUCCUCAAGUUGGAGGUGCAGUUCAUCAUCACAGGCACCAACCACCACUCAGAGAAGGAGUUCUGCUCCUACCUCCAAUACCUGGAAUACUUAAGCCAGAACCGUCCUCCACCUAAUGCCUAUGAACUCUUUGCCAAGGGCUAUGAAGACUAUCUGCAGUCCCCGCUUCAGCCACUGAUGGACAAUCUGGAAUCUCAGACAUAUGAAGUGUUUGAAAAGGACCCCAUCAAAUACUCUCAGUACCAGCAGGCCAUCUAUAAAUGUCUGCUAGACCGAGUACCAGAAGAGGAGAAGGAUACCAAUGUCCAGGUACUGAUGGUGCUGGGAGCAGGACGGGGACCCCUGGUGAACGCUUCCCUGCGGGCAGCCAAGCAGGCCGACCGGCGGAUAAAGCUGUAUGCUGUGGAGAAAAACCCAAAUGCCGUGGUGACGCUAGAGAACUGGCAGUUUGAAGAAUGGGGAAGCCAAGUGACCGUAGUCUCAUCAGACAUGAGGGAAUGGGUGGCUCCAGAGAAAGCAGACAUCAUUGUCAGUGAGCUUCUGGGCUCAUUUGCUGACAAUGAAUUGUCGCCUGAGUGCCUGGAUGGAGCCCAGCACUUCCUAAAAGAUGAUGGUGUGAGCAUCCCCGGGGAGUACACUUCCUUUCUGGCUCCCAUCUCUUCCUCCAAGCUGUACAAUGAGGUCCGAGCCUGUAGGGAGAAGGACCGUGACCCUGAGGCCCAGUUUGAGAUGCCUUAUGUGGUACGGCUGCACAACUUCCACCAGCUCUCUGCACCCCAGCCCUGUUUCACCUUCAGCCAUCCCAACAGAGAUCCUAUGAUUGACAACAACCGCUAUUGCACCUUGGAAUUUCCUGUGGAGGUGAACACAGUACUACAUGGCUUUGCCGGCUACUUUGAGACUGUGCUUUAUCAGGACAUCACUCUGAGUAUCCGUCCAGAGACUCACUCUCCUGGGAUGUUCUCAUGGUUUCCCAUCCUCUUCCCUAUUAAGCAGCCCAUAACGGUACGUGAAGGCCAAACCAUCUGUGUGCGUUUCUGGCGAUGCAGCAAUUCCAAGAAGGUGUGGUAUGAGUGGGCUGUGACAGCACCAGUCUGUUCUGCUAUUCAUAACCCCACAGGCCGCUCAUAUACCAUUGGCCUCUAGCCCUGCGUGCCAAGUGUCCAGAGCCUUGGAAGCAGCUUCAGGUUCUGCUCCUGUAGUACAGAAGGUGCAGUACAUCUAUGGGCUGUGAUUCCCCUUGCCCAUCAGAGAGGAGCAUUUCAAUCUGCUUUCCUGCCUUACAUCAAGGUGGGCAAGGGAUUAUAAUUAAUUGCAGGGCUCAAGCCACCAAUCUAUGAAGACCUCAGGCCAGGGGGUGAGGAAUUAGUGCUGGAUUUGAAGCUACGCACUCAGCCUCAAGAACUCCCUGGAAUAUCCCUGAGAACAUGGGGUUUGAACGGAUUUUCAGCCUUUUUCUGUUCUUGUUUUGAUGGUUUUGUGUAAGAGGAAAUACAAAUAAAGUUAUAGCCCUUUACUGCA
Messenger RNA from Homo sapiens (human), 2389 nucleotides. RefSeq names its product protein arginine methyltransferase 5 (gene PRMT5). Lineage: Eukaryota; Metazoa; Chordata; Mammalia; Primates; Hominidae. The transcript is spliced from 17 exons. Gene Ontology annotation, cellular component: Golgi apparatus; protein-containing complex; chromosome. The record is from RefSeq and is marked reviewed. The coding region runs from base 152 to 2014 and encodes 620 amino acids. Gene Ontology annotation, biological process: negative regulation of gene expression via chromosomal CpG island methylation; negative regulation of DNA-templated transcription; liver regeneration. Gene Ontology annotation, molecular function: protein-arginine N-methyltransferase activity; protein-containing complex binding; protein-arginine omega-N symmetric methyltransferase activity.